Molecule: messenger RNA, 2595 nt
Organism: Bombina bombina (fire-bellied toad)
Lineage: Eukaryota; Metazoa; Chordata; Amphibia; Anura; Bombinatoridae
Gene: PXDC1
Product: PX domain containing 1
Exons: 5
Coding region: 624-1319 (231 amino acids)
Molecular function (GO): phosphatidylinositol binding
Source: RefSeq, a predicted model, not a curated record
AACACAAGACAUCCAGAUGCAAGAGCCAGGGACUGGGAAACAACAAGUUAAGCGGACACGUAGCUCAGCCUGCAUCAACUCUCAUCCUGUCAGCAGCAUCUUGCUCCAAUGCAGCUCACCUACCAGCAUGACUUUUUAUGGUAAUGGAUACAAACAUUGAUGGAAAGUUUCUGGUUGGCUAUCAACCACUGUAAGAAAAGUUUUUUUUUUUUGCACCAGGAUUAUUUACUUUAGAAAAUUGUGUUUGAAUUGAUUAAAUAAAAUCAUGCAGAUCACGAUAUCAAUUAGAUUAGAUGUGCUGGGGUGAUUUACCUGCUAAGAAGAAGUGAAAGUUACAGGGUAGCUCGGUGCUGCCCUUGCACUGGUGACAGCACUAAUCACAAUGCAAUCGAUAUGUGUGUUUGUUUAAUGUGCACAGAUCUAGUUGCCAUCUGAUAAGCGCUGGAGCUGUGCCAGGCUUUUAGGAACAGUGUGCUCUACUUUGGAAUCCUCCAAGUUGGCCACAUCUGGGUAUUUACACUCAUGCCUUGUAUACAAGUCUCUUGUUAAAAAAAGAGGGGGUCACACUUAGCUUAGAGUAGUCCCUGCCCCUCUGUUUGGGAUGUGGGUGCCAGGGACUGAGGAUGGCAUCGGCUGUGUUUGAGGGCACCUCCCUGGUGAAUAUGUUUGUGAAGGACUGCUGGGUGAACGGGAUCAGGAGACUUAUCAUCAACCGGAGAGGGGACGAAGAAGAGUUUUUUGAGAUCAGGACCGAGUGGUCAGACAGAAACAUUCUGUACUUACACAGGAGUUACUCAGACCUAGGGCGGCUCUUCAAGAGGUUGCUGGAAUCUUUCCCUGAGGAUCAUGGGGAGCUGUCACAGUCCUCAUUGCUUAAAGGGCUUAUCACAAUUAAAGAUUCUCAUGAAAUAGAAGCAAGACUUAAUGAAGUGGAAAAGCUUCUGAAGGCUAUAAUAAACAUGCCAUGCAAAUAUUCAAGAUCAGAAGUUGUCCUCACAUUUUUUGAGCGCUCACCACUAGACCAAGUAUUAAAGAAUGAUAAUGUGCACAAGAUUCAACCAAGCUUCCAACGUCCCAUUAAAAUAUCUGAAAUCAUGCGUUCCAACGGCUUUUGUUUAGCAAACACAGAAACAAUUGUCAUCGACCACAACAUUCCUCAUGUAAAAGAUCCAGAUUUGGAUGUAGACUCAUCGGAUCAUUUAUUUGGAAAUGGAACAGACUUUCCCUCAGAACCAGAAGAAGACGAUGACCCAUCAGCUUAUGUUACCAAUCUGUCUUACUACCAUCUGGUUCCAUUUGAAACUGAUAUAUUAGACUAGACUGAGUAUAAUGGCCUGCUUGAUGGAUUCUCCUCCUGGAUGCUGCUCUCAUUGUUGCCUUUACAGCUAAGCUAAGCUUAGUGCCUAGCAGUGGUAGUUCCAGUAACCAGUAAAUUGGGGGGGGGGGGGAGCACUAGUAUGGAGGAGUCAUGUGUGGUUCAUAGGUGGAUUCCGCGUAGGCAGGGUCACAGGUAUUCUCUGCACAGAGUUGGGUGGUGGGUAGGGAUGUGACUAGACCAUUGGGAUGUGGCUAGACAGGAAGAAAACAAAUCUAGGAAGGGCUUUUCUGUUCUCCACAGCACUAUAGGGGUGCAACCUGAAAUAUUGUAUAGCUUUUGCGCCCCUAUUAGAACUGCCACUGGUGCCUAGCGUACAGAUCACUUACUGCUAGGAGCAGAUGAACAGACUUUACAACAGGCCUCAAUGUUUCUCUGUGUCCUGGAAAGCUUGAAACCUUUGCAUAGUUAUACAUAACUUCUACAAUGUGGAAAUCAUUUAGCUGCCUAUUACCGCAUGUACACAGGCUCAAGUGUUAGUGAAUGGUGCUUGGGCACUAAAUGAAUUACUGAUUGACAAAUAAUCUGUUUCAUGGAUAUCAGAAACUGGUAAAUGCCUGCUACAUAGCUUCUAUUUUGUUUGAUUGCAUCCUCAGGAUCAUGAGACAAAUGAUACUUCACAGGCACAAUAAGUAUUAGAACGUUUUGACAAUGUGAAAAGAAACAGAAUGCAGUGAAUAAAUGUAGGUGGUUGUGAGGGAUCCAGACUUCUAUUUUUUUUAAGCAUCAUAUUGUGCGUCAGUUGAAUGGGAACAAUGCGUAAAGAACAGAAGUGUUUUGUCUAUAGAGUGGUCCGAUGAGUUCAAAUGCUUUAUUUUUUUUUUCUAAAGAAAUGCCAAAUGUAAGUGAGACAAGAAAUUCUGUUAGUGGACAAAUGCAUGUGCUGUACCACUUGAAGUGUCUGUUACUUAGCUGAGACUAUGCUACUGAGUGGUGCAAUAUUAACCUUUUUUUAACACUCAUCUUCCAUUUAAUCAAAUAAUUACUACAAUUCAUUUUGUAAAGAGAUUACUGUCAGAGUUGUUCCCUGCGUGGACGUUUAUGCUGAUAAAAACAUCUCUGUUCUCAGCUGUGUAUACUAACAGGAAAUACAUUGUAAUGUAAAUAUAAUUAAAUUAUUGAAAAUCCUAAUUCUUUUAUACAGUAUGGUUUAAAAGUCUAUUUUAUUGAAAUGGAAAAUGUUACUCAGAAUAAAUAUAUUUAAUAUCUGCAAUUUAAAA